ACCGUCUGCUAUCCAGAUUACACUUUUAUCCACAACAGCGAAAUUUCAACGAUCCAAUUCAUAAUGGCUUCCACAUCUGCUUCGUUUCUUCUCUCUUCUCCGUUCGUCGGUUCCGCGAUUUCCGCGGCGGAGGUUGCUCGGCCGAGGUGCGUCAGUUUCCGACGGCCGGUUUCCGUCUCCGCCUCCUGCGCGACGGCCGAGAGGACCGCGCAGACUCCGCAGAGUUCGCUAUACGACGUUCUAGGGAUUCGGACGGGCGCCUCGGGCCAGGAAAUCAAAGCGGCGUACCGGAGAUUGGCUAGGGUUUUGCACCCCGACGUGGCGUCCGGCAGCGUAAUGCGGGAGUCGGCGGCGGCGGCGGCGUCGCCGGCGGAGGAUUUCAUCAGAGUUCACGCGGCGUACUCCACUCUCUCCGAUCCGGAAAAGCGCGCCAAUUACGACCGCUCGCUCCUCCGAUCUCGGCAUCCUGCUGCCUCGGUGAGAGGAUACUCCGGCCGCAGAUCUGCUCUUAGAAAAUGGGAGACAGAUCAAUGCUGGUAGCUCCGGCGCCGCCGCAGAUCGCGGAAAUUCAUGUUCUUCUUCUUUGAUAGGUGCAGAUCUCAACACUUUGUACAGAAUCGACUCGAAUUUGAGAUUCGAGUUUGUAGCUAGGUUUGAUGCUAAAGUUCAUUGUGAUUUACAUUCAGACGCUUAUUUUUGAAGUCUGAAUCCGUAUCAUGAAUGAAACAAAAGAAGUUUCUAAUUUCUGC
Molecule: messenger RNA, 749 nt
Organism: Ipomoea nil (Japanese morning glory)
Lineage: Eukaryota; Viridiplantae; Streptophyta; Magnoliopsida; Solanales; Convolvulaceae
Product: chaperone protein dnaJ 11, chloroplastic-like
Exons: 1
Coding region: 64-540 (158 amino acids)
Source: RefSeq, a predicted model, not a curated record